Pteronotus mesoamericanus is the source of this 1332-nucleotide messenger RNA. Its product is annotated as zinc finger protein 777-like. NCBI's taxonomy places the organism in Eukaryota, Metazoa, Chordata, Mammalia, Chiroptera, Mormoopidae. Gene Ontology annotation, biological process: regulation of DNA-templated transcription. The record is from RefSeq and is a predicted model, not a curated record.
AUGGAUUCUAAAGAUCUUAUUGGUAGAAUCCUUAACAUAUCAGGGCUUCCAGCCAAGAAGAAAGUUCUAUAUAAUAUUGGAGGAACCCUCCAGAAGGGAUCCUCACUCCUGUACCCUGCCGCCUCUGAGCAAGAGACGCAGCUCCAGGGCCCCUUGGCUUCUCAGGAAGAGACCCCGUAUCCAGCGCCAGCUGCUGCUCAACAAGAAAUCUCACUGCUCUCUCACUCCACCCACCACCAAGAAGCCCCACUCCACUCCCCUGAAGUUCCCGAGAAAGACCCCCUCACCCUCUCCCCCACAGUUCCCGAGGCCGACAUGGACCCCCUGCUCCAGAGCCCAGUUUCCCAAAAGGAGACCCCCUUCCCCAUCUCUUCUGCAGCCCAGAAGGACACGCCACUCCCGACGGCGGAGAUCACCCGCUUGGCCGUGUGGGCUGCCGUCCAAGAGGCGGAGAGGAAACUGGAGGCCCAGGCCAUGCGGCUGCUGACGCUGGAGGGGCGGACGGGGACAAAUGAGAAAAAGAUAGCCGACUGCGAGAAGACGGCCGUGGAGUUCGCGAACCACCUGGAGAGCAAGUGGGUCGUGCUGGGGACGCUGCUGCAGGAGUACGGGCUGCUGCAGAGGCGCCCGGAGAACAUGGAGAACCUGCUGAAAAACAGAAAUUUCUGGAUCCUGCGGCUGCCCCCGGGCAGCAAUGGAGAAGUCCCCAAGGUCCCCGUCACCUUCGAUGACGUCGCUGUCCAUUUCUCGGAGCAGGAGUGGGGGAACCUGUCUGAGAGGCAGAAGGAGCUGUACAAGAAUGUGAUGAGGGGCAACUACGAGUCUCUGGUCUCCAUGGACUAUGCAAUUUCCAAGCCAGACCUCAUGUCACAGAUGGAGCGCGGGGAGAGGCCGACCAUGCAGGAGCAGGAAGACUCGGAGGAGGGCGAGCCGCCCGCAGACCCCAGGGCCGCCCACGACGGCAUCGUGAUUAAGAUCGAGGUGCAGACCAACGACGAGGGCUCCGAGAGCUUGGAGACGCCGGAGCCCCUGAUGGGACAGGUGGAAGAACACGGCUUCCAGGACUCAGAGCUGGGGGACCCAUGUGGGGAGCAGCCCGACCUGGACAUGCCGGAGCCGGAACACGCGCUGGAGGAGUCGGCGGAGGGCUCCGGCGAGUUCAGCGACCUCAAGCAGAUGCUGAUGCAGCAGAGGAGCUGCGCAGAGGGGAUCGUGAUCAAGAGAGAGGAGGAGGAAGAAGAGGAGGAGGACGAGCUGCAGCAGCACUUGCAGGACCUCGGGGAGCUGUCCGGGAGGUACGAAGCCAGUAUGUACCAGUUUAAUUCUAUAUAA